UUCGGCCAACUCCAUCCCAUGGCCCUACUGGUCACUUUGUUGGCUGGCGCCCUGGCUGCGCCGAAUGCUCCAGCCACGACGGCAACGACGGUGUGCUCCGAUGGAGGAGAGUGCGAAAAGCCUUUGGGUUCCUACCUUCUCCAAACCCAUGCGGCCCAGCAGCCACCGCAGCCCUCUGACCCGGAGAUGACGGUGGACAUGAACGGCCGGCAGUGCCAUUUGUGCAGCAUGCCCUUGCCGGAACGUUCAGAUCGAAGAUAUUUGCAAAGGACAGACUGCGGAAAUCAGAGUGUCUUCGAGCACCCUGAGAACAAUAGGAAGCCUUUGAUCAGCUUUAGUCGUCAAGGAAGCAAUGCGUACUGCGAAUUGAACAUUCAAAAGUGGUGUGCUGAUGCGAUCUACAACCGCGACUUCCUAUUCCAGGCCAAAGCCGUUGAUGCCCGGACUGAACGGGGCCAUCAAAACAGCUACAACGCGGCAUACUGCGAUCUGAAUGGGUGGCUCACGGUGGAAAUCAAGGCGUUGCAGCAUGACUUUGAAGGAAUGAAGAAGAAGGCCGAAGAGUACUGCCAAGCACAGAAAAAUCAUUGGAAUACCACCAUGACCCAAGAGGAUGUGGAAGCAGUCUAUCGCUCGUCGCAGCACUUUGCGCGCACGGGACGGCCCAGCGUGCGUGAAGCGGAGUUCAUCGGCAGCUGGACUUGUGCCAUGGGCUCCGCUGGCUGUGAUAUGGCCUACUGCGCCUACAGUUUCUGCAAGCUUCCGGGCGGCCAGUAUGGCACCUACGAGGACUGUGAAGGGUGGGACCCAGUGCGUGGAAUGCCGUGAGAAAGGCCGACGUGAAGGGGUUGGGAAGGGCUCUAGAGAGCACACAGACCAGCGGACAGGUGAUGUGUGAUGUUGAAGGGGUAUUGGAAAGGUCGAAAUCAUGUUGAGACCCAGCUAUACCUGUCCGGG
Molecule: messenger RNA, 957 nt
Organism: Durusdinium trenchii
Lineage: Eukaryota; Dinophyceae; Suessiales; Symbiodiniaceae
Source: the annotation of a GenBank genome assembly